Erigeron canadensis is the source of this 837-nucleotide messenger RNA. RefSeq lists its product as uncharacterized. Lineage: Eukaryota; Viridiplantae; Streptophyta; Magnoliopsida; Asterales; Asteraceae. The record is from RefSeq and is a predicted model, not a curated record. Gene Ontology annotation, molecular function: zinc ion binding; nucleic acid binding. The coding region runs from base 1 to 837 and encodes 278 amino acids. The transcript has a single exon.
AUGGAAUGGGCUGAUUUUAAAGUAGCCUUCUUUAAAGAAUUUCGAUCAGAAGCCGAUGUGACUAGGCUUAGGAGCGAGUUUAUGAAUGACUCGCAAGGCACUUUGAAUGUUAAUGAGUUUCGGGUACAAUUUCUGGACAAAGCUCAAUUUUGCCCGAAAUAUUUGAAGGAUGAUCGGUUGUUAAAGGAGCAUUUUUAUCGCAAACUUUGUAAGAACAUUCGAGAGAAGAUUACACUACUUCAAAUUGAAUCAUUUACACAAUUGGUUGAUGUGGCUAGGUGGCAUGAGGUUGAGCAAGGCAUGCCGGAUGAUAAGACCUCCAAGAGAAGGGCGGAACAAAGUAACUCUCCAAACAAGAAGUUCCGGUCUAGUGGUAGUUCCGGGGGUGGUUCAAAUAGGAAGAACAUUCCUACUUGCAAUAAUUGUGGGAAACAUCAUUCCGGAGUUUGUUUAUUACCAUCUAAAAAGAGAUGUUUCAAUUGUGGCCAACUGGGUCACAUUAGUCGAGAUUGUAAGUUCUCCCCUAGCAAACCGACCAUGUGUUUCAAGUGCUUCAAUGAAGGACAUAUGAAGAGUGCUUGCCCAUUGUUGACGAAGGAAGAGAGGCAAGCCGAAGCAAGGAAAGCGAAUGAAAGAAAGUUGGCUAAACAAGUAGGGAAUCCGAGGGGAAGAUCGUUCCAAAUUUCGGUAGCUCAAGCUAAAGAGUCCACCGAUGUCGUGUCAGGUACCUUUCUAGUUCAUGACACACCCGCUAAGAUUUUAUUUGAUUCCGGAGCAAAUCGUUCUUUUGUUGCUACUCGAUUCACUAAAUGCUCCGUUACAAUUGUCUUUGCUUGA